GGUUGCCAACGGCCUGCGGAGCAACAUGCCUAAGUUUUAUUGUGACUACUGUGAUACGUAUCUUACCCAUGAUUCUCCAUCUGUGAGAAAGACGCACUGCAGCGGUCGGAAGCACAAGGAGAACGUGAAAGACUACUACCAGAAAUGGAUGGAAGAGCAGGCCCAGAGCCUGAUUGACAAAACAACGGCUGCAUUUCAACAAGGAAAGAUACCUCCAGCUCCAUUCUCUGCUCCUCCUCCUGCAGGGGCCAUGAUCCCGCCUCCCCCGAGUCUCCCGGGUCCUCCUCGCCCUGGCAUGAUGCCUGCACCCCACAUGGGAGGCCCUCCCAUGAUGCCGAUGAUGGGUCCUCCUCCUCCUGGGAUGAUGCCCGUGGGACCUGCUCCUGGAAUGAGGCCUCCCAUGGGUGGCCACAUGCCCAUGAUGCCCGGACCUCCAAUGAUGAGACCCCCUGCUCGCCCUAUGAUGGUGCCCACACGGCCUGGCAUGACUCGGCCGGACAGAUAAAAGCGGAAAGGCUCUUUUUCGGUUUUGUAUUUCUUAUUCUGUUUCAGCAGUUGAUCACGGUGCUGAGCCUGGGUGU
This is a messenger RNA of Alexandromys fortis (reed vole), 581 nucleotides long. RefSeq names its product U1 small nuclear ribonucleoprotein C. The transcript has a single exon. Bases 26 to 505 code for a protein of 159 amino acids. Gene Ontology annotation, biological process: mRNA 5'-splice site recognition; mRNA splicing, via spliceosome; spliceosomal snRNP assembly. NCBI's taxonomy places the organism in Eukaryota, Metazoa, Chordata, Mammalia, Rodentia, Cricetidae. Gene Ontology annotation, cellular component: U1 snRNP; nucleus. Gene Ontology annotation, molecular function: zinc ion binding; pre-mRNA 5'-splice site binding. The record is from RefSeq and is a predicted model, not a curated record.